Messenger RNA from Toxotes jaculatrix (banded archerfish), 3176 nucleotides. It is a transcript of the gene melk, whose product is annotated as maternal embryonic leucine zipper kinase. Gene Ontology annotation, molecular function: protein serine/threonine kinase activity; ATP binding; tau-protein kinase activity. Gene Ontology annotation, cellular component: cytoplasm. Bases 129 to 2195 code for a protein of 688 amino acids. NCBI's taxonomy places the organism in Eukaryota, Metazoa, Chordata, Actinopteri, Toxotidae. The record is from RefSeq and is a predicted model, not a curated record. Gene Ontology annotation, biological process: intracellular signal transduction; microtubule cytoskeleton organization; protein phosphorylation. The transcript is spliced from 18 exons.
ACUUCUGUAACAAAACAUCUCUGCCAGAGAGUUUCCCCUUAUGGUUGCGAACUGAUUUUACCCAGUUCUUCUUCCCGUUUUCACACAAAUUCAGGGAGGUUUAUCGCCGUGCGGCUGAAGCUGGGAGGAUGCCUGUGGAAAAGACGGAGCACCGCGGAGUCGACGAGCUCUACAGAUACUAUGAGGUUUAUGAGACUAUCGGCUCAGGAGGCUUUGCUAAAGUCAAGCUGGGUCGACACAUCCUGACAGGAGAGAAGGUUGCCAUCAAAAUCAUGAAUAAGAAGGAUUUAGGGGAUGACCUGCCACGUGUGAAGGUGGAGAUUGAGGCCAUGAAGAACCUCAGUCAUCAGCAUGUCUGUCGUCUUUACCAGGUCAUAGAGACAACCACUCAGAUCUUCAUGGUGCUGGAGCACUGUCCAGGUGGGGAGUUGUUUGAUUACAUCAUAGCAAAGGACCGCCUGUCAGAGGAGGAGACCAGGGUGUUUUUCAGACAGAUUGUUUCUGCGAUGGCCUACGUCCACAGCCAGGGAUAUGCACACAGAGAUCUAAAACCGGAAAACUUGUUGAUUGAUGAAGACCACAACUUGAAACUCAUAGAUUUUGGCCUUUGUGCCAAACCUAAGGGAGGUCUGAGUUAUGAGCUGAUGACGUGUUGUGGGAGCCCUGCAUACGCUGCUCCUGAACUCAUCCAGGGAAAAGCAUAUAUUGGUUCAGAGGCUGAUGUGUGGAGUAUGGGGGUACUGCUGUUCGCUCUGCUCUGUGGAUAUCUGCCCUUCGAUGAUGACAAUUGCAUGGUCCUCUACAGGAAAAUUACAAGAGGUAAAUAUGACAACCCUCAAUGGCUCUCUCCAGGUAGUAUCCUACUCCUCAACCAGAUGAUGCAGGUGGACCCCAAGCGGCGUCUUACCGUUCGACAGCUGCUAGACCAUCCUUGGGUGAUGAAAGACUACAACAGCCCCGUGGGGUGGCACAGCAGGCAGCCGCUUGGCCACAUAGACGAGGACUGUAUCACAGAGAUGGCAGUCAACAUGAAGCGAUCCAGAGAGAGCACCACAGCGCUGGUGAAGGAGUGGCGGUAUGAUCACACCACAGCCACCUACCUCCUGCUGCUGUCAAAGAAGCAGAGGGGAAAGCCUGUCCGCCUGCGCCCCGAGCCAACUGCCUGUGAGGACUCCUGCUCUCCUCUUCACCGGGGACUACAGUCUAGGGAAGCCCUUCAUUUUAGCGAGGAUGAAGACGCUGUGAUUGUGGGUUCUUUGGAUUUUUGCUCAGAAUACAUUGAUGAUUGUCCAUGGGUUUCAGUCACGCAACACACACCUCAAGGUGUCAGAGGUCAGCCAAAUGGAGUCGCAAACAACAGAGAUGUGAGACAGGCAUCUCCAUCAGUGGAGAAAAGAUGUGCUUACAGCCCGACUCCAGAGAGGGGGCGAACAACUACACAGCACCACCAGGAGAGGAGGGACAGAGACCAAGAGCGAGUUAUCGAGAACAAGGAGAAUAUUGCUGUUCAGGAGAAAGAUGUUAAAGUUUUUGCGUUGCCUCCUCCUCGAACUCCUGUGUCCAGUAAGAAGAAUGCACACCCCAACAAGAAUGUGCUGACCACACCCAAUCAAAAUACUAACGUCAAUAUCAGCAAAGCCAAUGCUGUCACACCUAAAGGUGGAGGCAGCGCCUCUAAAGAACACAGCAAGAAGAAAACAACAGAGAACAAGGAGUCUGCAAACAUUGAAAUACUGGCCUUCAGUCCUGAGAGAAGGUCUCGGUCCUUGGACAUGGCUGUGACGGGAGACAGUGGGAAGAAGAGGAGAGGAGGGAAGGUGUUUGGUUCUCUGGAGAGAGGCCUGGACAAGAUGAUCACCAUGCUCACUCCCAGCAAGAGACGAGCCCUGCGUGACGGCCCACGCAAGAUCAAGGCACAAUACAAUGUGACGUUGACUAGUCAAACAAACCCAGACCAGGUGCUAAACCAGAUCCUCUCCAUCCUGCCAGAGAAACAUGUCGACUUUACACAGAAAGGGUAUACCCUAAAGUGCCAGACCUGGGGCGACUUUGGGAAGGUGACAAUGGCGUUUGAGCUGGAGGUGUGCUUGCUGCAGAGGCCAGAGGUCGUUGGCAUCCGCCGCCAGAGGCUGAAGGGAGACGCUUGGGUCUACAAGCACCUGGUGGAGGACAUUCUCUCCACAUCCCGUAUUUAAAUAAUGCACUUUUCCGACAAUACCUUCAAAUGUACAGCGACAUGACACCUUUUAAUUGUUCUUUAUGAAUAUUGAAUAUUGUCCUUAGGCGAGUCUGCAAUUCCUAGAGUACAUGAUAAAUUGAAUUUGUGAGCGUUGCAUGUCAGGAUCCUUUACACCGUAUCUAGUUUUAUGUAGAAUAUUGUUGUUUUACUUCCCUUUGUCAUUAUUAUUAAGCUAAAUAGGAUCUGUUUCAGUCCUCUUGAGAUGAAUGAGUGUGUGUGUAUGAAAUGUAUUUACAGUAUACCUUCUGGCUGUUUAUUACCAUAUUUAUGUCAUGAUGUUGUUAUUCUCCCCUGCAGGUGCAAAACUUGAUUUAAUAACAUAAAUAAGCAGAGAUUUACUGAAAUAAGUAGAACAUUACUAAUUUACUGUCAUAGUUUUUUAUGUAUAUGUGUUUACAGUUCUUCAAUCAUGAUGUUUUUACAUGGUUAUAUGAAGUGUCUGCUUUUAUUUCUUAUUGGUGCUUUUCUUGUUUUCACUGUCUUCCACAUUACGUCCGUAAGAUUUUUUACUGACAAUGUAAAAGGAGCAAAAUAAAUGAUUUCUGCUAAGUGUAACAUGUCCGUGUUUAUGGAGACAGAUGAUUGAGGAGGAUUUAGGGACUUUGUUGACAUAAAAUUGUUUUUUUUUGUUUGUUUUUUUUAGUUCAUUUGGCAGUUUGAUGGAGCAGUGUUGUGUUUCACACUCUGUCAUCAUCCUUCUGUUCAUCUUCAUAUUCAUAGUCUCCACUUCUCUUGGGUACAGAGAUUGAUGGUGAUAGUUUGGCUUAGUGACAGUGUUUCUAAGCGUAUACCACCAAUAAAAUGAGAGGUGAAAGGUGUCAAAUGUCUAUAACGUCUACAACAUUUCAGCACGUUCAGCACUCACGUGCUGACUAGACUCAUUGUUUGGAUAUAAUUGAAACUAAGAGUGUGUGUUUAGCAUUUUUUAUACAACUGU